CUUUUAGAGGAGCCAGCGACCUUGCGUUAUAUACUUACGAGACAAGAUACUGAUUACUCCAGCCGCCUUGGUAUAUCUUAUGUAUCAUGGCUUGGCUUAAGCUUUCGACGCUUUCAGAGCUAGUGAGAGUAGUCGAUGCUGCAUCGAAUAUGUACACCAACAUUCGGACAAGGGGAGCAUCUUCAGCCCAAACUCGUGCAUAUGAAGCAAGUCAAUCAUCGGCUAAACACGCAACUCGAGCUGAACAAGAGCGUCAAAGGGCUUAUCGAGCAAUGAGAGAUGCUUAUGAUCGAGGAGGAAUCUCCGCGAUCUCCCCGAGGGAAGUACAAGUCCCGCUGGACGCUUUCAACUCCGGAUCAGCCUUCACAUCACUCUUCGCUGCCACCGCAGUUAUUGGAGUCGUUUUGGCAGCUAAAGCAGCAAACGAGCUAAGGAGGAUGCGAAUCCAUGUCGAGGAGAUCCGGGAUGAACUUGGUGCUCAGACGAAUGCUAUGGUUCAAGGCUGGCAAAACAAUGGAUUCGGCGCCUUUAUUUACGAAUUUCUACGAACCGAGAUCGAGGAUCACGGCGGAGAAGACACUGUAGGACGCCAUGCAUUCUACAUCUAUAACCCGACUACUGGCGCCGAUGUUGUAUUCAAACAGAAGGUUCUUGACGACCCACUUCCUCGAUCUUUUGGUGGCUUCAGUUCCGAUAUUGAGGCUAUAUUCCGACUCAUGUGGGCGAACCGCCAAACUCUUCGCGAUAUAAUGCCACGGGAGGAAGCAGACGCCGUUGUCUUUCAUCUUCUCAUCCCAGCGAAGAGGACUAUGGCUGUCCUUGACCGCAUGGCUAUCCACGAAUCUAUUGGGAAGCUUGUUAUCAAAGGUCACACAGAUGAGGGCGCUUGCUUGGUUUGGUUGAACUUUGUGCGUCUACCGAGACAGGUGACUUUGCACGAUAUUCGCAACCUGAACACAGACCUGGCAUUUCGUGAGAAGACGCAGGCAAGGUGGGAAAUGGGUGUCAAAGGGGGAUUGGCAUGCGCGUUUGGGACGAUAGCCUCUGCGAUUUUGUUCCCUCCUGCAGUGCCCGCUUUUUGCGUCGGAUAUACAGCUGGUGUUGGUGGAGGUAUGAUAAUAGGACUUGGUGCUGACAUUUAUGAGAAAACACUGGCAGAGCCUCGUAUGUUGGGUCCGCCUUCAUGACAUGCGAUAGUCACUGUACAAUACAAACCAGAUUUCGCU
Messenger RNA from Microdochium trichocladiopsis, 1226 nucleotides. RefSeq lists its product as uncharacterized. The coding region runs from base 87 to 1187 and encodes 366 amino acids. The record is from RefSeq and is a predicted model, not a curated record. Lineage: Eukaryota; Fungi; Ascomycota; Sordariomycetes; Xylariales; Microdochiaceae. The transcript has 2 exons.